Messenger RNA from Schizosaccharomyces japonicus yFS275, 2961 nucleotides. RefSeq names its product karyopherin Los1. Bases 1 to 2961 code for a protein of 986 amino acids. Gene Ontology annotation, biological process: tRNA export from nucleus; tRNA re-export from nucleus. Gene Ontology annotation, molecular function: tRNA binding; small GTPase binding. The record is from RefSeq and is a predicted model, not a curated record. The transcript has a single exon. Gene Ontology annotation, cellular component: nucleus; cytoplasm. NCBI's taxonomy places the organism in Eukaryota, Fungi, Ascomycota, Schizosaccharomycetes, Schizosaccharomycetales, Schizosaccharomycetaceae.
AUGUCAGCUCAGGAUGUCAACAAAGCGGUGCAAAUCGCGCUUGACGCGAGUGCUGAUCCAGCUAUAAAGGAACAGGCAACGUCUUUUCUAAACUCGCUAAAGGAUACUGCAGGAGGAUGCACGCUCUGCUUGGAAGUAUUCAGCAGUGGUCAGACAUCAGACGCCUCUACGCGUCUUGUCGUGCUGCAGCUGCUCGUGGAGGCAGUACGCUCUGGAACGGUGCUGUCUGUGUUUCCUGACUUUUUGAAAGUGCUCCAGGAGAAGCUUUGGGCGUAUAUUCUCGCGAGACAGUUCGUCGGCGAGCCUCCCUACAUAAACAAUACUCUUCAGCAUCUUCUGUCGCUUUUGCUCGUUCGGACAUACCCACAACAGUGGCCGGACUUCUUCAGCGGCUUUCACACGCUCAUUGACGGCGUUGGCACCGGCGCAGGCGACGCAGUUGUUGAGUUUUACGCCAAGACAUUGCUUGCUAUCGGUGAGGAGAUUGGCGACGUGCUGACUCCUCAUACUUCUGAGGAAAUGCAACGCAUUGCGGAUGUCAAGGACGCUAUACGGUCGAACGAUGUUUCCAACAUCAUCUCUCAUGUUUAUAAUACCAUGCUUCGAAGCAGUGAAGCGAACAAAAACAAUCUUGUCGAACUGUGUCUGCAAGUGAUCGCAAAUUGGGUCUCGUGGAUCGACAUCAAUUUUGUUGUGAAUGAACCAUUUUUGAAUGCUCUGUAUUCCUUCCUUCAGUCCAACGAUUUGCGCAACACGACAUGCCGGACCCUGGUGGAGAUUGUUUACAAAAAAAUGAAACCGCCCGAGAAGCUUAAUAUCCUAAAUCUUCUAAACCUCAAUUACUUCAUAUCUCAACUGCGUCAACAAAGCGAGGCUGACCCUGCGUUCGACGAGGAGUUGGCCAGGCUUGUUAAUGCCCAAGGCGUGGAACUUGUAAACAUCUGCUUGAAUGCUAGCUCGGCGGGUUUGGGGGCUGAUGCAGUUGAGUCGGCUUCGGCUCUGCUCUCCCAGACUUUGGGCCAUUUGAUUUACUAUUUAUCUAACGAAUACGAUGAGACUUCAGAGGCGGUGUUUCCGUUCCUCACAGACGUACUUACCAUGUUGCGUAAGGAAGCUUCCGGCGCAAAAACCAUGGACAGCACACGCCAAGAGCUGUUGGUGUCGAUUCUGAACGCCGUAGUGAAGAAGAUGAAAUACGAUGAUUCGGAAGAGUGGGACGACGAUGCUGAGAGUGAGGAAGAAGCCGAGUUCCUCGAACUUCGCAAAAAGCUUAAAACAUUCCAGGACGCCAUUGGCGCUAUCGAUAGCAAACUGUACAAUGAAUACAUGUACGACGCCAUUAGCACUAGCGUUACCAAUGCGGCGUCUAUGUCUGCAGGCCGGUCCUGGCAACUCAUGGAGUUUGCGUUGUUCGAGCUUUACAUUUUUGGAGAGGGCGUCAAGGGCUCCGCCGCAUUCAUUACUGCCGACAAGCAGCCCACAAACCUUUCUCGUUUGCUGGCGUUAGUGAUUGGCGCCAAUGUCUGCUCGGCGUGCCCGCAUCCUCUUGUCCAAAUGCUAUACAUGGAUAUCUUGGUGCGGUAUGCUGGUUUCUUCGAAUACGAGCCCAAACUUGUGUACCCUGCGGUCGAGUUUUUCUUGAGCGAUAUGGGUAUUCACAGCACAAACACCAGAGUCUGCGUACGCGCUUGGUAUCUGUACUACAAGUUUCUGAAGUCGGUCCCAAGACACAUCCCCGAGUUCGCUGCUGUGGCUUUAAAGAUGCAAAGCGACUUGCUCACUGUCUCCGACAACAACAUCAAUCCAGCUGACUUCCCUCAAAGUAGCAUUGAAACGCUUGUCCGGCAAUGCUCCUUUAAUUCUCGUCUCUACCUAUUUGAAGCUGCCGGUAUUCUUGUCUCGGGAUCCAGUCAAGCACUCUCAGACGCAGACAAGUCAGCGUUCUGCGACUCGUUAAUCAGUACAUUACAGAACCAACUGACGCAGGGAUUGAGCAGUGGCCUGGAUUCGUUCGAUAAUCUUGUACGUGUUUACUGCUCCAUUCUGGCUAUUGGUAAUCUUGCAAAAGGGUUCCCACCUUUCUCUGAUCGGAGUGGACCUUGGGUUUCUUGUUUCAAUACAGCCGCCGAGGUCUUGUUUCAGGCGCUGCAGGCUUGCAGUACUGUUGUUGAUAUACGUACGGCUACUCGUUUUUCGUUUGCCAGAAUCGUUUCCGUUUUGGGUCCAAGCAUGUUACCCAAGAUUCCACAACUGGUAGAUUUGUUGCUCAGUUCCAUCACAACAGACGAGCUAACAGAUUUGCUGUCAUUCCUCGGUCAGCUGUCACACUUGUACAAGGCUGAGCUGGUUUCGGUGAUCAACAGUCUGCUGGGUACGCUCUUAACACGCAUAUUCGCCAGUCUUGCGCAACAACCACAAGGAACCGAUGAUGCUAUUAAACAGAAUGACUUGCGGAAAUCGUAUGUUGCCUUUCUGGUGAUGCUCGUUAACCGUGGCUUCUCCCAAGUGUUCUUUACCGAACAAAACCAGCAGUAUUUUGAUGGAGUUUUACAAAGUGUUUUACACUUUGCCAAUAGUAUUGGCGAUCCUUCCAUUCAGAAAAGCUCAAUUGCUCUACUAAGCAAGAUGGUUGUUAUGUGGGGCGGUGAUGGUGGAAUUGGUGGUUUUGAAACGUUUAUGUAUUCUUCAUUAUUGCCAUUGUGUUUUGAAAUGCCGUUUAAUCAGUCCUUCAAUGUUAGUGAUGGUAUGUCACACGUGGUAUUGGGCGAGCUUGCCUUGUUACAAAAAUCAAUCCUUCAGGUGAAGGGCCCAAGUUUUGUGGAGUAUUUGACAUCCGUUUAUUUUCCUUCAGUCAACUUUCCUCAAGCUCUUGUAGGAGAGUAUGCGGAAUCGUUAACGACACUAGCCGAUCGGGCUUUCAAGCAAUAUUUUCAAAAGUUUAUCCAGUCCAUGAAAAACUAA